AUGAUCGCUUUGCAGGACAGUUCAGGACGAGUGCGAGCAAUCUGCGAACUUGAACCAUACAAUGAAGACGACGAAAAUGAUUCCAAUCAGGAGAUGAUUGAUGCAAAAGGAGAAGAGGCUCGAAGCGAUUCUGAUGAUCAGUCAGUAUCUGAGAUAUGCGCUUCUGGCCUAGCCAAUCGCGGUGCAGUUUGCACGAGCGGACAGGCGGACUACCUAGCGAAAUUUAAGCCUGAGAAUGCAGGGCCUUCGGCUGUUACUUUGGAGGCUAGAGGAGUCUUCAAAGAUAAGCGGGUUUUAACGACUCGGUGGCAUUCAAACGAACACUUGAAUCAGCUCACCAAUGCGCUUAGGCAGAAGCAGCGCAGCGAGGUAAUCCUUUAA
Protopolystoma xenopodis is the source of this 381-nucleotide messenger RNA. Lineage: Eukaryota; Metazoa; Platyhelminthes; Monogenea; Polystomatidea; Polystomatidae. The record is from the annotation of a GenBank genome assembly.